This is a messenger RNA of Panicum hallii, 459 nucleotides long. RefSeq lists its product as uncharacterized. NCBI's taxonomy places the organism in Eukaryota, Viridiplantae, Streptophyta, Magnoliopsida, Poales, Poaceae. The transcript has 2 exons. The record is from RefSeq and is a predicted model, not a curated record. The coding region runs from base 1 to 459 and encodes 152 amino acids. Gene Ontology annotation, molecular function: nucleic acid binding; RNA-DNA hybrid ribonuclease activity.
AUGGCAGGCAUCUCGAGGGAGGUCGCCGAGCAUGAGCUCCGCAUCACGUCAGGUUCCAAGCCCGUGCACCAACGCCUGCGCUGUUUCGAUGAUGAGAGGUGCAGGGCCAUGGGCGAGGAGAUUGCCAAGCUCCUGGCAGCUGUUAUGGGACCCGGCGCAGGGGCCGGUGUGGUGCUGAUCUCGCCCGAGGGGAAUAAGCUCCACUACAUGAUCCGCCUCCACUUCUCAGCCUUGAACAAUGUCAUUGAAUACGAGGGGCUCAUCAAUGGCCUCCGUAUUGCCAUUGAGCUCGGAGCAACCCGGCUCUACGCCUACGGUGACUCCAAGCUGGUGGUGGACCAAGUCAUGAAGGAGUCCAACUGCGAAAGCUCCCUCAUGAACGCAUACUGCCAGAAGGCGCGCAAACUGGAGGACAAAUUCCGAGGAUUCGAGUUGCAUCAGGUCCCGCACUCGCCAUGA